Molecule: messenger RNA, 818 nt
Organism: Selaginella moellendorffii
Lineage: Eukaryota; Viridiplantae; Streptophyta; Lycopodiopsida; Selaginellales; Selaginellaceae
Product: serine/arginine-rich SC35-like splicing factor SCL30A
Exons: 7
Coding region: 20-772 (250 amino acids)
Biological process (GO): mRNA splicing, via spliceosome
Cellular component (GO): cytoplasm; nuclear speck
Molecular function (GO): RNA binding
Source: RefSeq, a predicted model, not a curated record
UUCUACCUUAGCGAAUCAGAUGCAGCGGCGACGAAGUCCCUACGAGAGCCCUCCGCCGUCGUCCCGGCGGAGCGGUGGCAGCCGGCGCCGCAGCUCGAGCCCGCGAGGAGGCCGCGGGGAGCCGCCGACAAGCCUGCUGGUCCGAAAUAUCUCGCGUGACACGAGGGCGGAUGAUCUGAGAGGCCCAUUCGAGCGCUAUGGAGCUGUCAAGGAUGUGUAUCUUCCCAAGGACUUCUACUCCGGAGAGCCUCGGGGAUUCGGCUUUGUACAGUUCAUCGAUCCUCGCGAUGCCAUUGAAGCGCAGUACAAGAUGAAUCACCAGCUCAUCAGGGGCCGUGAAGUUUCAGUGGUUUUUGCCGAAGAAACCCGGAAGAAGCCAGCAGAGAUGAGAAUGAAGGAAACGUCAAGGGACAGGCCAAGCUCAAGGCGGUCCCCUCGAAGAGGUCGCUCGCGGUCUCGUUCGCGGUCACCGAGGCAUCCCUCGUCUUCACCUAGACGUCGUCGUCAUUCCAGGUCAUAUUCCCCAUCCGAGAGACGAGGCUACGAUAGACAGGAUAGACAGUACUAUUCCCCUAGGCCGCGUGAUUCCUACAAAGGAUCUCCUCCCUCGGGCUACAACAGAAGAGAUCAUUUUCCUCCGGUUUCUAGCUACCCGCACUUCAUGCAUCCAGGGAUGGGUCGCUUUGACAUGUUUGGGGCGCACCAUCCUGGGGUGAUUCCUCCGUAUCCGCCGUAUCACCACCCAGGCGCUAACAGGGUCUGGGAUAUGUAAAAAGUUCUUCCUACCGCAAUUGUUGAACUGUUUUUACACUAUUUAA